GGGCACGCGCUCGGAAGUCGGGGGUCGGCGCGGAGUGCAGGCUGCUUCGCGGGGUGGGUUAGGGAAGCGCAGAGGCGGCGCGCGGGGGCCGCGGUCGGCGAGCAGCGCGGUCCUCGCUAGGGGCGCCCGCCCGUCAGUCUCUCCGGCGCGAGUCGCCGCCACCGCCCGCCCCGGAGUCAGGCCCCUGGGCCCCCAGGCUCAAGCAGCGAAGCGGCCUCCGGGGAACGCCGCUAGACUAGAGGAACGCGCCGGUGCCCUUGCCUUCGCCGUGGCCCAAAGUGCGGGCGGCGGGAUGAGGGGGAGCCAGCGGGCCGCGCCGGCCCUGCGGCGCCGGGGGCGGCUCUGGCCCGUGUUGGCCGUGCUGGCGGCCGCCGCGGCGGGCUGUGCCCAGGCAGCCAUGGACGAGUGCACGGACGAGGGCGGGCGGCCGCAGCGCUGCAUGCCCGAGUUCGUCAACGCCGCCUUCAACGUGACCGUGGUGGCUACCAACACGUGUGGGACUCCGCCCGAGGAGUACUGUGUGCAGACCGGGGUGACCGGGGUCACCAAGUCCUGUCACCUGUGCGACGCCGGGCAGCCCCACCUGCAGCACGGGGCAGCCUUCCUGACCGACUACAACAACCAGGCCGACACCACCUGGUGGCAAAGCCAGACCAUGCUGGCCGGGGUGCAGUACCCCAGCUCCAUCAACCUCACGCUGCACCUGGGAAAAGCUUUUGACAUCACCUAUGUGCGUCUCAAGUUCCACACCAGCCGCCCAGAGAGCUUUGCUAUUUACAAGCGCACGCGGGAAGAUGGGCCCUGGAUUCCUUACCAGUACUACAGUGGUUCCUGCGAGAACACCUACUCCAAGGCAAACCGCGGCUUCAUCAGGACAGGAGGGGACGAGCAGCAGGCCUUGUGUACUGAUGAAUUCAGUGACAUUUCUCCCCUCACUGGGGGCAACGUGGCCUUUUCUACCCUGGAAGGAAGGCCAAGUGCCUAUAACUUUGACAAUAGCCCUGUGCUGCAGGAAUGGGUAACUGCCACUGACAUCAGAGUAACUCUUAAUCGCCUGAAUACUUUUGGAGAUGAAGUGUUUAACGAUCCCAAAGUUCUCAAGUCCUAUUAUUAUGCGAUCUCUGAUUUUGCUGUGGGUGGCAGAUGUAAAUGUAAUGGACACGCAAGCGAGUGUAUGAAGAAUGAAUUUGAUAAGCUGGUGUGUAACUGCAAACAUAACACAUAUGGAGUAGACUGUGAAAAGUGUCUUCCUUUCUUCAAUGACCGGCCAUGGAGGAGGGCAACUGCGGAAAGUGCCAGUGAAUGCCUGCCCUGUGACUGCAACGGUCGAUCCCAGGAAUGCUACUUUGACCCUGAACUCUAUCGUUCUACUGGCCAUGGGGGUCACUGUACCAACUGCCAGGAUAACACAGAUGGCGCCCACUGUGAGAGGUGCCGGGAGAACUUCUUCCGCCUUGGAAACAAUGAAGCCUGCUCUCCAUGCCACUGUAGUCCUGUGGGCUCUCUAAGCACACAGUGUGAUAGUUACGGCAGAUGCAGCUGUAAGCCAGGAGUAAUGGGGGACAAAUGUGACCGUUGCCAGCCUGGAUUCCAUUCUCUCACUGAGGCAGGAUGCAGGCCAUGCUCUUGUGAUCCCUCUGGCAGCAUAGAUGAAUGUAAUGUUGAAACAGGAAGAUGUGUUUGCAAGGACAAUGUCGAAGGCUUCAAUUGUGAAAGAUGCAAACCUGGAUUUUUUAAUCUGGAAUCGUCUAAUCCUAGGGGUUGCACACCCUGCUUCUGCUUUGGGCAUUCUUCUGUCUGUACAAAUGCUGUUGGCUACAGUGUUUAUUCUAUCUCCUCUACCUUUCAGAUUGAUGAGGAUGGGUGGCGUGUGGAACAGAGAGAUGGCUCUGAAGCAUCUCUCGAAUGGUCCUCUGAGAGGCAAGAUAUUGCCGUGAUCUCAGACAGCUACUUUCCUAGGUACUUCAUUGCUCCUGCAAAGUUCUUGGGCAAGCAGGUGUUGAGUUAUGGUCAGAACCUCUCCUUCUCCUUUCGAGUGGACAGGCGAGAUACUCGCCUCUCUGCAGAAGACCUUGUGCUUGAGGGAGCUGGCUUAAGAGUAUCUGUGCCCUUGAUCGCUCAGGGCAAUUCCUAUCCAAGUGAGACCACUGUGAAGUAUGUCUUCAGGCUCCAUGAAGCAACGGAUUACCCUUGGAGACCUGCUCUUACCCCUUUUGAAUUUCAGAAGCUCCUAAACAACUUGACCUCUAUCAAGAUCCGUGGGACAUACAGUGAGAGAAGUGCUGGAUAUUUGGAUGAUGUCACCCUGGCAAGUGCUCGUCCUGGGCCUGGAGUCCCUGCAACUUGGGUGGAGUCCUGCACCUGUCCUGUGGGAUAUGGAGGGCAGUUUUGUGAGAUGUGCCUUUCAGGUUACAGAAGAGAAACUCCUAGUCUUGGACCAUACAGUCCAUGUGUGCUUUGCACCUGCAAUGGACACAGCGAGACCUGUGAUCCUGAGACAGGUGUUUGUAACUGCAGAGACAAUACGGCUGGCCCGCACUGUGAGAAGUGCAGUGAUGGGUACUAUGGAGAUUCAACUGCGGGAACCUCCUCUGAUUGCCAGCCCUGUCCGUGUCCCGGAGGCUCAAGUUGUGCUGUUGUCCCCAAGACAAAAGAGGUGGUGUGCACCAACUGUCCUACUGGCACCACUGGUAAGAGAUGUGAGCUCUGUGAUGAUGGCUACUUUGGAGACCCCCUAGGUAGAAACGGCCCUGUGAGACUUUGCCGCCUGUGCCAGUGCAAUGACAACAUUGAUCCCAACGCAGUUGGAAAUUGCAAUCGCUUGACAGGAGAAUGCCUGAAGUGCAUCUAUAAUACUGCUGGCUUCUAUUGUGACCGGUGCAAAGACGGAUUUUUUGGAAAUCCCCUGGCUCCCAAUCCAGCAGACAAAUGCAAAGCCUGCAAUUGCAAUCCAUAUGGGACAGUGAAGCAGCAGAGCAACUGUAACCCCGUGACGGGGCAAUGUGAAUGUUUGCCUCACGUGACUGGCCGGGACUGUGGUGCUUGCGACCCUGGAUUCUACAACCUGCAGAGUGGGCAAGGCUGUGAGAGGUGUGACUGCCAUGCCUUGGGCUCCACCAAUGGGCAGUGUGACAUCCGCACCGGCCAGUGUGAGUGCCAGCCUGGCAUCACCGGUCAGCACUGUGAGCGCUGUGAGGUCAACCACUUUGGGUUUGGACCUGAAGGCUGCAAACCCUGUGACUGUCAUCCCGAGGGGUCUCUUUCACUUCAGUGCAAAGACGAUGGUCGCUGUGAAUGCAGAGAAGGCUUUGUGGGAAAUCGCUGUGACCAGUGUGAAGAAAACUAUUUCUACAAUCGGUCUUGGCCUGGCUGCCAGGAAUGUCCAGCUUGUUACCGUUUGGUAAAGGAUAAGGUUGCUGAUCAUCGAGUGAAGCUCCAGGAAUUAGAGAGUCUCAUAGCAAACCUUGGAACUGGGGAUGAGAUGGUGACGGAUCAAGCCUUCGAGGAUAGACUAAAGGAAGCAGAGAGGGAAGUUAUGGACCUCCUUCGUGAGGCCCAGGAUGUCAAAGAUGUUGACCAGAAUUUGAUGGAUCGCCUACAGAGAGUGAAUAACAGUCUGUCCAGCCAAAUUAGCCGUUUACAAAAUAUCCGGAAUACCAUUGAAGAGACUGGAAACUUGGCUGAACAAGCACGUGCCCAUGUAGAGAACACAGAGAGGUUGAUUGAAAUCGCGUCCAGAGAACUUGAAAAAGCAAAAGUCGCUGCUGCCAAUGUGUCAGUCACUCAGCCAGAAUCUACAGGGGACCCAAACAACAUGACUCUUUUGGCAGAAGAGGCUCGAAAGCUUGCUGAACGUCAUAAACAGGAAGCUGAUGACAUUGUUCGAGUGGCAAAGACAGCCAAUGAUACAUCAACUGAGGCAUACAACCUGCUUUUGAGGACAUUGGCAGGAGAAAAUCAAACAGCAUUUGAGAUUGAAGAGCUUAAUAGGAAGUAUGAACAAGCGAAGAACAUCUCACAGGAUCUGGAAAAACAAGCUGCCCGAGUACAUGAGGAGGCCAAAAGGGCCGGUGACAAAGCUGUGGAGAUCUAUGCCAGCGUAGCUCAGCUGAGCCCUUUGGACUCUGAGACACUAGAGAAUGAAGCAAAUAACAUAAAGAUGGAAGCUGAGAAUCUGGAACGUCUGAUUGACCAGAAGUUGAAAGAUUAUGAGGACCUCAGAGAAGACAUGAGAGGGAAGGAACUUGAAGUCAAGAACCUUCUGGAGAAAGGAAAGACUGAACAGCAGACCGCAGACCAACUCCUAGCCCGAGCUGAUGCUGCCAAGGCCCUCGCCGAAGAAGCUGCAAAGAAGGGACGUGAUACUUUACAAGAAGCUAAUGACAUUCUCAACAACUUGAAAGAUUUUGAUAGGCGCGUGAACGAUAACAAGACGGCCGCAGAGGAGGCACUAAGGAAGAUUCCUGCCAUCAACCAGACCAUCAUUGAAGCCAAUGAAAAGACCAGGGAAGCCCAGCAGGCCCUGGGCAACGCUGCGGCGGACGCCACAGAGGCCAAGAACAAGGCCCAUGAGGCGGAGAGGAUUGCGAGCGCUGUCCAAAAGAAUGCCACCAGCACCAAGGCAGAAGCUGAAAGAACUUUUGCAGAAGUUACAGAUCUGGAUAAUGAGGUGAACAAUAUGUUGAAGCAACUACAGGAAGCAGAAAAAGAGCUAAAGCGAAAACAAGAUGACGCUGACCAGGACAUGAUGAUGGCAGGGAUGGCUUCACAGGCUGCUCAAGAAGCCGAGAUCAAUGCCAGAAAAGCCAAGAACUCUGUUACUAGCCUCCUCAGCAUUAUUAAUGACCUCUUGGAACAGCUGGGGCAGCUCGACACAGUGGACCUGAAUAAGCUAAACGAGAUUGAAGGCACCCUAAACAAAGCCAAAGAUGAAAUGAAGGUCAGCGAUCUUGAUAGGAAAGUGUCUGACCUGGAGAAUGAAGCCAAGAAGCAGGAGGCUGCCAUCAUGGACUAUAAUCGAGAUAUCGAGGAGAUCAUGAAGGACAUUCGCAAUCUGGAAGACAUCAGGAAGACCUUACCAUCUGGCUGCUUCAACACCCCGUCCAUUGAAAAGCCCUAGCGUCAUUAGGGCUGGAAGGCAGCAUCCCUCUGACAGGGGCAGUUGUGAGGCCACAGAGUGCCUUGACACAAAGAUUGCAUUUUUCAGACCCCACUCCUCUGCUGCUGUCCAUCACUGUCCUUUUGAACCAGGAAAAGUCACAAAGUUUAAAGAGAAGCAAAUUAAACAUCCUGAAUCGGGAACAAAGGGUUUUAUCUAAUAAAGUCUCUCUUCCACUCACGUUGCUACCUUACCCACACUUUCCCUUCUGAUUUGCGUGAGGACGUGGCAUCCUACAUUACUGUACAGUGGCAUAAGCACAUCGUGUGAGCCCGUGUAUGCUGGGGCAGAGCAAGUAGCCCUCCCCUGUCUCAUCGAUACCAGCAGAACCUCCUCAGUCUCAGUACUCUUGUUUCUAUGAAGGAAAAGUUUGGCUACUAACAGUAGCAUUGUGAUGGCCAGUAUAUCCAGUCCAUGGAUAAAGAAAAUGCAUCUGCAUCUCCUGCCCCUCUUCCUUCUAAGCAAAAGGAAAUAAACAUCCUGUGCCAAAGGUAUUGGUCGUUUAGAAUGUCGGUAGCCAUCCAUCAGUGCUUUUAGCUAUUUUGAGUGUAGGACACUGAGCCAUCCAUGGGUCAGGAUGCAAUUAUUUAUAAAAGUCUCCAGGUGAACAUGGCUGAAGAAGAUUUUUCUAGUAUAUUAAUAAUUGACUAGGAAGAUGAACUUUUUUCAGAUCUUUGGGCAGCUGAUAAUUUAAAUCUGGAUGGGCAGCUUGCACUCACCAAUAGACCAAAAGACAUCUUUUGAUAUUCUUAUAAACGGAACUUACACAGAAGAAAUAGGGAUAUGAUAACCACUAAAGUUUUAUUUUCAAAAUCAAACUAAUUCUUACAGCUUUUUUAUUAGUUAGUCUUGGAACUAGUGUUAAGUAUCUGGCAGAGAACAGUUAAUCCCUAAGGUCUUGACAAAGCAGAAGAAAAACAAGCCUCCUCAUCCUAGUCUUUUCUGGCAAAGGGAUAAAACUUAGAUGGCAGCUUGUACUGUCAGAAUCCCGUGUAUCCAUUUGUUCUUCUGUUGGAGAGAGAUGAGACAUUUGACCCUUAGCUCCAGUUUUCUUCUGAUGUUUCCAUCUUCCAGAAUCCCUCAAAAAACAUUGUUUGCCAAAUCCUGGUGGCAAAUACUUGCACUCAGUAUUUCACACAGCUGCCAAUGCUAUUGAGUUCCUGCACUUUGUGAUUUAAAUCCACUCUAAACCUUCCCUCUAAGUGUAGAGGGAAGACCCUUACGUGGAGUUUCCUAGUGGGCUUCUCAACUUUUGAUCCUCAGAUCUGUGGUUUUAAGACCACAAUGUGACAAUUCCCUGCCACACACCCCCUUCCUCCUACCAACCCGCCUUUGAGAUUCAUAUAUAGCCUUUAACACUAUGCAACUUUGUACUUUGCGUAGCAGGGGCGGGGUGGGGGGAAAGAAACUAUUAUCUGACACACUGGUGCUAUUAAUUAUUUCAAAUUUAUAUUUUUGUGUGAAUGUUUUGUGUUUUGUUUAUCAUGAUUAUAGAAUAAGGAAUUUAUGUAAAUAUACUUGGUCCUAUUUCUAGAAUGGCACUCUCUGUUCACUUUGCUCAAUUUUUCCUCUUCACUGGCACAGUGUAUCUGAAUACCUCCUUCCCUUCCAUCUAGAAUUCUUUGGAUUGUACUUGUUCCCACUACUUUGCUCUCUGCCUUGUGUUUGCAGCAUCUCCAUUCUCUAAAAUUAAUAUCAUUGCUUUCCUCCACACCCAGCCACUGUGAAGAGGUAACUUGGGUCCUCUUCCAUUGCAGUCCUGAUGAUCCUAACCUGCAGCACGAUGGUUUUACAAUGUUCCAGAGCAGGAAUGCCAGGUUGACAAGCUAUGGUAGGAUUAGAAAAGUUUACUGAAGAGGAUCUUUGACGCCAUAGUGGGACUAGCCAGGAAUGAGGGAGAAAUGCCCUUUCUGGCAACUAUUGGAGCUGGAUGGGUCAAUUUUAUAAGAGAGUGCAUUUUGAGCACUUUUAGGGCAUCAGGAACAAUGCUACUGAUGGGUAGACUGGGAGAGGUGGUGUAACUUAGUUCUUGAUGAUCCCACUUCCUGUUUCCAUCUGCUUGGGAUAUACCAGAGUUUACCACAAGUGUUUUGACCUGAUACACUCCUGAGCUUUCACUCUGCUGCUUCUCCCAGGCCUCUUUUACAAUGGCAGGAGAUAUGGCGUGCUCUUGCCAAGUUUUCAUAUCAUCAUUUCCUGGCUAGUUCAUGUCAUUAAGUGGGUACAUCCUAACAUAUACAUUUGGUCAAGGUUGCAGAAAAGGACUGAAGAUUGACUGCCAAGCUAGUUUGGGUGAAGUUCACUCCAGCAAGUCUCAGGCAACAAUGGGGUGGUUUGGUUUGGUUUGGUUUCCUUUUAACUUACUUUUUGUUAUUUUCUUGUCCACCUGUGUGGUAUAUUUUUUAAACAGAAUUUUAUUUUUAAAAUAAAAGGUUCUUUACAAGAUGAUACCUUAAUUAACACUCCUGCAACACAGCCAUUAUUUUUUUGUCUAGCUCCAGUUAUCUGUAGUUUAUGUAAUGUAAUUGACAGGAUGGCUGCUGCAGAAUGGUGGGUGACACAGGGAUUAUUAUACUGCUGUUUUUCCCUGAAUUUUUUCCUUUGAAUUCCAACUGUGGACCUUUUAUAUGUGCCUUCACUUUAGCUGUUUGCCUUAAUCUCUGCAGCCUUGCUCUCCAGGGUGGUUAAUAAAAUGCAACACUUGGCAUUUUUUAUGUUUUAAGAAAAACAGUAUUUUAUUUAUAAUAAAAUCUGAAUAUUUGUAACCCUUUA
Messenger RNA from Chlorocebus sabaeus (green monkey), 7930 nucleotides. It is a transcript of the gene LAMC1, whose product is annotated as laminin subunit gamma 1. Gene Ontology annotation, biological process: tissue development; animal organ morphogenesis; axon guidance. Gene Ontology annotation, cellular component: basement membrane. Lineage: Eukaryota; Metazoa; Chordata; Mammalia; Primates; Cercopithecidae. The record is from RefSeq and is a predicted model, not a curated record.